GGGUAUCGGACGAGCCUACCAAUAAUAAUUAAAUCCGAAUUCCAGCGACCGCUCCGCCAUUUCCAUGUUCGUCCCUUCUUCCCUCGAUCGGUUGCUGCACCAUCUCUCCUCCCAUCCCCAUUUCUCUCUCCUCCAUCGAUUCAUCCUCCCGCCUUGGCAACGCUCCUUCGAUUCAGCGUCCCUCGAUCUCUUCUGCGGAGUCGCAGGCCGGUGGGGAGGCUUCGUUUCCGCUUGAUUUAUACCCGGAGCUCGUCAAUUUUUGGGGGAAAAAUUGGAUUAGGGUUUGCCUUUUCGACGUGCGGUGGUUGCUGUUGGGCUUGAUCGAUCGAUCUCGAUCGAUCGAUUUGGUUGGCCGGCCGGUUGGCUGGUUGACUGGUUGGCUUGUUGGCCGAUUGGCUGGUUUUUUCCCCCAAUUUCUUCGAGAUAUGGGGUUGAAGGGCAGCGCCGGCGACGACGACUUGGCGGUCGACGACGGCGAAGGCGGAGGCAGGUCGGUGCCGUGCUCCAUUUGCCUCGAGGUCGUCACCGACAAUGGGGAUCGGGCGUGGGCCAAGCUCCAAUGCGGUCAUCAGUUUCAUUUAGAUUGCAUUGGUUCUGCAUUCAAUUGCAAGGGUGCGAUGCAGUGCCCAAACUGCCGCAAGACUGAGAAGGGACAAUGGCUUUAUGCUACUGGUUGCCGUUCACUUCCUGAGUUUAGCUUGGAUGAAUGGGCCCAUGAGGAGGAUCUAUAUGACUUGAGUUAUUCUGAGAUGGUUGGUUGCAGGCCAAUCAUUUCCACAUUUAGGAUAGAGCUGAGCCCAACUCCACCCUGCAUAGUUGCACUGAAAACAGAGAUGUUCGGCACUUUCAUCUUCAAGGAUGCACAGGCCACAGAGUCACGGUGUUGAGGCCACGUUUUGGUUUUGGUUCCAGCUAGUCCUUUUAUACCCGGACCAGAUGACCGGUUCAUUUGGUUGAGCUGGGAGCUCUCUGGCCAUGCUUUCAAGUUAUUUGUCUUAAUCGCCUGUGGUUAAAACAGUGAAUGAAUUUUAUUGGCUGCCGGUUCACUUGGUGGAUGGGCAAAUUGGACUGGCCUCCAACCUUGAGAUAGCUGAGUUUGACAAAAGUGAGUAUUGGACUAGAUAUGAGGAGCUUUGUUCUGGUGCUUUACCAUAUGGGCUUGAGGCUACUUUAGUAGGGAAGUGGGUCUUUCUUCGCUCAUUCAGCUGAUGUCAUGAUAUCGCAAAACAAUUUGCAAUAUUGGAGUGAGUUUCAAAAACUGUAAUGUUGGGAUCACAUUCACACUACUUUGCCUUAUGAAUGAGUGUGCUUAAUGUGUCCAUUGGUUUAAGGACAGGCCUGCAUAUUGAAUGGUGGAGGCUUUUGCUCCCACUCACUUUUCUGAUAUUUAAAGAUAGUCAAAGGUUCCUAAGUUGUCCUUGAUUUUUUGACCUAAAAGGAAUAAAUUUUGUUAAAUUAAGUUUCCUAGAAGAUGCAAAUUGAAGCCAAUAUUUAAAUUUGUCAUUUCAAUUUGCCCCAGCAAACCGAUAGAACUUUUUAACAAAUUGAAGCCAAUAUUUAAAAUUUUCAUUUCAAUUUGCCCCUGCAAACCGAUAGUACUUUUUAACAAAUUGGCUUUUGCCAGGGAUUUUAAGUGUGAGAACAUUACUUUUCUUUGGAUUACUUAUAUUACCUGAGACAAAUACACUUGGUUUAUUUGUAGUGUGUGACAACAUUACUUUUCUUUGGCUCAUGGUGACAACACUGCUCAUCACUUGAGACAUACACAAUUGAUAUAUUUGUAUUAUUUUGGUCAAAUUAUCCCCCACUGAGAAACUUUUUGUAUCUGUCCUCUGCAUGGGUCACAGAUGUUAUAUUAAUCUUUUUUCUAGAUAAUGAUUCAAGUUUGGUUGAACCACCAGCUGGACUUCAGUGGUUCUUUGAUAUGCCCGCGUCUGAGAACACUUGUUUCCUUUGGUGGCCAUACAUAGUGGAAAGAAGUUUUGCUGGGAUUGUAGGUUUUUUCAAUUGUUCAAGUAUCCUAUCCCUAAUGACUGGAGUUUGGUUCUGGCCAGGGCUAAAUUGGGAAAAAUCUUCUCUUUUGGGCUUGCACUGUUAGGG
Molecule: messenger RNA, 2100 nt
Organism: Eucalyptus grandis
Lineage: Eukaryota; Viridiplantae; Streptophyta; Magnoliopsida; Myrtales; Myrtaceae
Product: E3 ubiquitin-protein ligase RFI2-like
Exons: 3
Coding region: 426-887 (153 amino acids)
Molecular function (GO): ubiquitin-protein transferase activity
Source: RefSeq, a predicted model, not a curated record